This is a messenger RNA of Mytilinidion resinicola, 756 nucleotides long. RefSeq lists its product as uncharacterized. The record is from RefSeq and is a predicted model, not a curated record. NCBI's taxonomy places the organism in Eukaryota, Fungi, Ascomycota, Dothideomycetes, Mytilinidiales, Mytilinidiaceae. Gene Ontology annotation, molecular function: acyltransferase activity, transferring groups other than amino-acyl groups. The transcript is spliced from 3 exons. Bases 1 to 756 code for a protein of 251 amino acids.
AUGGAGUCCAACAAAUCACCCCCAGAGAUUCAGUUCGACAAAAACGGUUCACCGUUUCUACGCCUGCCCGCCCCGCACAACCACAUCAUCCUCACCCCACCCCGGCCAACAGACGGGCCCGCAAUGAUUGAGAUGCACAACGAUCCCGCCAUCUACAUGACGCUGUUUUCGCCCCCGUUCCCGUUCACCCAGCGAAGCUUUGAUGAUUUCUACCCCAUCAUGUCCGGCACAACGCAGAAGGCGUGGGAAGAGUACCAAGAAGGCAAAGCGGUAGAAGGAAGAGAGAAGUGGGUGAGCGCGGGAUUGCCGGUGACGUGUAUUCGAGUGGCGAAGGGAGAGCCUACGGGGGAGGAGAAGAUGUUGGGGGAUUUCACGAUCAAGAAGCGUCGAUAUGUGAGCAUCAAGGAUCUGGAGGCGAGGGCGGAGCGGAAGGGUGAGAACGAUGGAUGGCCGGCUGGUGAUCCGAGAAUCGAGUGGGAGCUUGGUUUCUACCUUUCCCCGACCCUCCACGGCCAAGGUAUCAUGCCCGCCGUCGUCCGCACUAUGACCGAGGCAUUCUUCAUUCCGUUCAUGAACACACACCGCAUCAGCGGCGGUUUCUUCAUCCACAACCUCGCCAGUAGGAGAGUGUUUGAGAAGAACGGCUAUGUGUUCACAGGUGCCUUCCCUAAUGUUUUCGAGAUGCAUGAGAGCAAGGCUGGCAUCAAGGGGAAGAUGAUCGACUUGGGAAUCAUGGAGUGGACUAGGCCGGAAUGA